Messenger RNA from Arachis ipaensis, 1677 nucleotides. NCBI's taxonomy places the organism in Eukaryota, Viridiplantae, Streptophyta, Magnoliopsida, Fabales, Fabaceae. The record is from RefSeq and is a predicted model, not a curated record.
GUAUAAGCUAUAUAUAUCCACACCCUCGUUCGUACCUAUCCUUUUUCCCCUUUCUAUUUUCCUCUUCUCUAACUGCCUUUUCUGCAAAUUUUUCUUCCAUCGAAACGACGUCGAAAAUCAAAAGAAACAAAAAGAGAAAACCCUAGCCCUCCCUCGCCCCAAAUCUCCAAAAUCUCGCGCUAUUAUCUCUCGUUUUCUUGCGAAUGCGAUUCUUUCUUCGGCUCGCAUGAGCCUUGCUUGCGUUCUUGCCUUUCUUGAGAAUCACCACCACCAGCACCACUGAAAGGGAUUUCAAUGGCGGAAGAAGAAGAACGAGGAGGAGAAGGGAAGAGGAGAUUCCGCAUAGGUUACGCGCUCGCACCGAAGAAGCAGCAGAGCUUCAUCCGCGACUCGCUCGUUUCCCUCGCCCGCUCGCGCGGUAUCGACCUCGUAAGGGUCGACACAAAUCUACCAUUGUCGGAGCAGGGUCCAUUCGAUUGCCUCCUCCACAAGCUAUACGGCGACGACUGGAAGCGCCAGCUGAGGGAAUUUGCGACGGCGAACCCUAAUGCGGCGGUUCUUGACUCGCCGGAGGCGAUCGAGCGGCUCCACAACCGGAUUUCGAUGCUGCAGGUGGUUUCGGAGCUGAGAAUCGAGUGCCGCUGCAGCGGUGAGACAUUUGGAAUCCCGAAGCAGAUCGUGAUCUACGACAAAGAAACACUGUUCGACCGGCAGGCGUGGGAGACGCUGAAGUUUCCGGUGAUCGCUAAGCCGCUCGUCGCCGACGGCAGCGCCAAGUCGCACAAGAUGGCGUUGGUGUUCAGCCACGAUGGCCUCAACAAGCUGAAGCCACCGAUCGUUCUGCAGGAGUUCGUUAACCACGGCGGCGUCAUCUUCAAGGUGUAUGUUGUCGGCGAGCGCGUGAGGUGCGUGAAGAGGAAGUCCCUCCCUGACGUCUCCGAAGAAAAGAAGGUCUCGGACGAGGUCCUCUCGUUCUCUCAGGUGUCGAAUUUGGCGGCGAACCAGACUAUUGAUGACAGUUACUACGAGAUGAUGCAUUUGGGUGAUACGGAGAUGCCGCCGUUGAGCUUUGUCACGGACAUUGCUCGGGGAUUGAGGAAGAGAACCGAAGAGGAUGGCACAGGGGGUGCCAUUGAGGAGGAAAGUGCCGGUUCGGAAAGGUGUUGGCAGGGUUGUGAUGAUUCAAGGUCCAUUGUGAGCGGUAGUUUUUGUGGAGAUGGGGAUGAGGGUAACCUUCAAGUAUCAAGUCGUGGCAUGGAAGAGAAAGAGAGUUCUGUUCAAGUAUGAGGAUUUUACUUUUUCUUUUUCUUUUUCUUUACUUUUUUUCCCAAACGAAUAAUGUGUUUCUCAUAUAAUGCACUCUGUCAUUGACUGGUGAUUUUGGGUAACCUGAAUUUGCAAACUGGACCCAUUAACCAGUUGGUGGUUAGACAUGAGCUGCACAUUCUGUUUAGGGGUAGCCAGUUGGUACAGUGGUGGAAUUGGUAGGGUUGUUUGUGCUAGUUUUUUAACCUCUUAACAUGUAUAUUCCUUACAGCAUUGCUCUGGAGAUAGAUAGUUCUCAAAUACCUGAAGCUUUAGGAAAGUUGUAUUUUGAGGCUUAAGUUCAUGCUAGAAACUGCUUUACGUUGUUUGUUUUUGGAUUUAAUUCGAUGCCUUAAUUCUUCCUUUGAUCAA